AUGCAGGAGGUUGAGCAGGACAAAAAAGGGGGGGAGAAGCAGGAGAGGAAGAAGCAGAAGAGGAAACAGGGGAAGAAGCAGGAGACAAAGAAGAGGAAGAAGCAGGAGAGGAAGAAGAGGAAGAAGCAGGAGAGGAAACAGGGGAAGAAGCAGGAGACAAAGAAGAGGAAGAAGCGGGAGAGGAAGAAGAGGAAGAAGCAGGAGAGGAAACAGGGGAAGAGACAGGAAGAGCAGCAGCAGGAGGAGCAGCAGUUGGAGGAGGAGGAGAAGGAGCAGCAGGAGCAGCGAGCUGGAGGGCACCACCUGCGGGAGGAAAAGUUUUAA
Messenger RNA from Xyrichtys novacula (pearly razorfish), 324 nucleotides. Lineage: Eukaryota; Metazoa; Chordata; Actinopteri; Labriformes; Labridae. The record is from the annotation of a GenBank genome assembly.